Hirsutella rhossiliensis is the source of this 2592-nucleotide messenger RNA. RefSeq names its product V-type ATPase. Gene Ontology annotation, biological process: vacuolar acidification; proton transmembrane transport. The record is from RefSeq and is a predicted model, not a curated record. Lineage: Eukaryota; Fungi; Ascomycota; Sordariomycetes; Hypocreales; Ophiocordycipitaceae. Bases 1 to 2592 code for a protein of 863 amino acids. Gene Ontology annotation, cellular component: vacuolar proton-transporting V-type ATPase, V0 domain; vacuolar proton-transporting V-type ATPase complex; fungal-type vacuole membrane. The transcript is spliced from 5 exons. Gene Ontology annotation, molecular function: proton-transporting ATPase activity, rotational mechanism; ATPase binding.
AUGGCUUCCAAACAGGACACGCCGUUCCGCUCGGCGGAAAUGAGCAUGGUGCAGCUGUAUGUCUCCAACGAGAUCGGUCGUGAGGUCGUCACUGCUCUCGGAGAGCUUGGGCUGUGUCAGUUUCGAGACUUGAACGAAGAUGUCAGCGCUUUCCAGCGAACCUACACCCAAGAAAUCCGGCGCCUGGACAACGUGGAGAGACAGCUUCGCUAUUUCUACGGUCAGAUGGACAAGGCCGGAAUCAAUCUUCGAAAGCUUGAUCUCGACACCGAGCGCCUCGCCUCUCCCUCAACAUCGGAGAUCGAUGAGCUGGCUGAGCGAAGCCAGAAGCUAGAACAGCGAAUCUCGGCUCUUAACGACAGCUACGAAACGCUCAAAAAGCGCGAAGGCGAUCUCACCGAAUGGCGUUGGGUCUUGCGCGAGGCCGGCAGUUUCUUCGACCGCGCCCACGGCAAUGUGGAAGAGAUCCGAGCCUCCACCGACAACGACGAUGCCCCUCUACUCUCCGACAUUGAGCAGCACAACACGGCGCCCGAGGUGGAGCGAUCCUUCUCGGGCAUGAACAUCGGGUUCGUUGCCGGCGUCAUCGCUCGAGACCGCGUCGCUGCCUUUGAGCGUAUCCUGUGGCGAACGCUUCGUGGAAAUUUGUACAUGAAUCAAUCCGAGAUCCCGGAGCCCUUGAUUGAUCCUACCAACAACGUGGCUGUCAACAAGAACGUUUUCGUCAUCUUCGCCCACGGCAAGGAAAUCCUUGCCAAGAUUCGCAAGAUUUCAGAGUCUAUGGGUGCCGAGGUCUACAAUGUCGAUGAGAAUAGCGACUUGAGACGCGAUCAGAUCCAUGAAGUCAACAACCGACUCGAGGACGUGCAGAAUGUCCUGCGCAACACCCAGACCACGCUCGAGGCGGAGCUCAACCAGAUUUCUCAGUCCUUGUCUGCUUGGAUGGUCUUGAUUGCCAAGGAAAAGGCUGUUUACGGCUCUCUCAACCUGUUCUCUUAUGAUCGAGCUCGACGAACCCUCAUUGCAGAGGCAUGGUGCCCCACGAAUGACUUACCGCUCAUCCGAUCGACUCUCCAGGAUGUCACCAACCGAGCUGGUCUUUCCGUCCCGUCGAUCAUCAACGAAAUCCGCUCCAACAAGAAGCCACCGACCUAUCUCAAAACCAACAAGUUCACUGAGGGCUUCCAGACCAUCGUCAAUGCAUACGGCACUGCCACGUACCAAGAGGUCAACCCGGCAAUGCCCGUCAUUGUCACCUUUCCGUUCCUCUUCGCUGUCAUGUUUGGUGAUUUCGGUCACGCUGUCAUCAUGCUGUCGGCCGCGCUGGCCAUGAUCUACUGGGAAAAGUCGCUCAAGAAGGUGUCGUUCGAGUUGUUUGCCAUGAUCUUCUACGGCCGAUACAUUGCCUUGGUCAUGGCUGUCUUCUCGAUCUUUACCGGCCUCAUCUACAACGACGCCUUCUCAAAGUCGAUGACGCUUUUCUCCAGUGCUUGGGAGUACAAGAAGCCAGAAGGUUGGCAAGAGGGCCAGUCUGUCGACGCCGUGCUGAACACCGGUGGCUACCGCUACCCCUUUGGCAUAGACUGGGCCUGGCACGGGACCGACAAUGAUCUUCUUUUCAACAACAGCUACAAGAUGAAGAUGAGCAUCAUCCUUGGCUGGGCUCACAUGACCUACUCGCUGUGCUUCUCGUACAUCAACGCCCGGCACUUCAAGAAGCCCAUCGACAUAUGGGGCAACUUCGUCCCUGGAAUGAUCUUCUUCCAGUCCAUCUUCGGAUACCUCGUCAUCUGCAUCAUCUACAAGUGGUCUGUUCAGUGGAUCGAUUUGGAGAAGAAGGAAGUCCUUGCAGCGCCUCCCGGUCUCCUCAACAUGCUCAUAUACAUGUUCCUCCAGCCAGGAACUUUGGAUGCUCAGCUCUACCCGGGUCAGGCGCCGGUACAGGUUGUUCUGCUGCUGUUGGCCUUUGUACAGGUCCCGAUCCUGCUUUUCCUCAAACCCUUUUACCUCCGCUGGGAACACAACCGUGCUCGUGCCAAGGGAUAUCGUGGCAUAGGGGAAACGUCUCGGGUUAGCGCACUGGAUGGCGACGAUGAAGACGAGGCUCCUGUGAACAGGCACGGCCACAGCAUCGACGAAGAUGGAGAGGGCGUGGCUAUGAUCUCGCAAAACAUCGACGACGAGCACGAGGAAUUUGACUUUGGCGAGGUGAUGAUUCAUCAGGUCAUCCACACCAUUGAAUUCUGUCUCAACUGCGUUUCCCACACGGCGUCGUAUCUGCGUCUCUGGGCUCUCUCGCUCGCCCAUCAGCAACUCAGCGUCGUGCUCUGGGACAUGACUCUGGGUCCAUCGCUGAAGAUGCAGGGCGCCGUCGGCGUCAUCAUGAUUGUGGUGUGCUUCUACUUGUGGUUUUUCCUCACCAUAGCCAUUUUGGUCGGCAUGGAGGGUACCAGCGCUAUGCUGCACUCCCUCAGGUUGGCCUGGGUCGAGUCUUUUUCCAAGUUUGCCGAGUUUGCUGGAUGGCCCUUUGCGCCGUUCUCGUUCAACACUCUACUAGAAGAGUCGGAGGACUUGAAGGAGUACUUGGGAUGA